Molecule: messenger RNA, 1074 nt
Organism: Lichtheimia ornata
Lineage: Eukaryota; Fungi; Mucoromycota; Mucoromycetes; Mucorales; Lichtheimiaceae
Exons: 7
Coding region: 1-1074 (357 amino acids)
Biological process (GO): spliceosomal tri-snRNP complex assembly
Source: RefSeq, a predicted model, not a curated record
AUGGAUCAGGAAACAGCGAAUGCACUCUUUGAGCAUGGUGCAUGUCUACUCUUCUUGGAAGCGCCACCCAAUCUCGAAUUUGGCAUCGACUACAAUGCAUGGACAGUCGGUCCUCUUUUCAAAGGCGUCAAAAUGAUCCCACCAGGUCUCCAUUUCGUUUAUUUCUCAGUCAUUAGCCGGGAAGGUAUUCAAGGCAUGCGAACUGGUUUCUUUCGUUACUUUGAAUCCAAGGAGGUGCUCGUACGUGAAUGGAACCCGCAAACCGAGGAUCUUCGCGAUGAAACAGAAAUGGAUCCUGAUCAAGUAGAACGAUACAAGAUGAACAUACGAGAUUUUGAUCGCAACAUGGGACCUUAUCCAUUGGAUCCACCCACCUAUUACCAACGAUGGCAGAAAUUAACGGGAUACGUUACACCGGGAUUGGUUCGACGCAUUCUCCCCAACAAUGGCAAGGUCUCCCAUUUACCAAGUGCUCAAUCAGAUCAAAAUGUCAUGCAAGUCAAGGACAAGCGGAUGGGAAGAACGAUUGAAAAAGAAGAAGGCAUGGAAUUCACAGCAUUUGAUUUACGGCAAUCCUUCCCAAAAGGUGCUUCGGGUCAGGAGGUAACACGAUGGAGUCUUGACAAGUCAUGGCUGGCCAACGACUUGCUCCAACGCGUGUACCAUGAUGAUCAUCACAGCAUGCUUGGAGAAAUGCAGCUUGCCUUUGUGUGUUUAUUGAUGGCUCAAAACUUUUCUGGUUUCAAUCAAUGGAAGCAAUUCGUACACCUCUUUUGCUCUUGCCAAGACCUCGUUGAAAAGCGACCCGAUAUCUUUGUCGAUUUUAUUGAUGUUCUUCAAGUACAAUUGGAUGAAUGCCCAGAGGACUUUUUCAGAGACAUCUUGUCAGAAAACAACUUUGUGUCGGUGAUGCUCAAGAACCUCAAGGAGCACAUACCUGCUACCAACCAAGACCUAAUGGAGAAAUUCGACAACCUCAAGCAGUUUCUUUCAAGGAGGUUCAAUUGGGAAAUACCUGAGAGUGAUAGUGAAGAAGACGAUGACGAGGAUGCACCUACGAUUGUAGAAAUGUAA